Chlorocebus sabaeus (green monkey) is the source of this 1320-nucleotide messenger RNA. RefSeq names its product transgelin (gene TAGLN). Lineage: Eukaryota; Metazoa; Chordata; Mammalia; Primates; Cercopithecidae. The record is from RefSeq and is a predicted model, not a curated record. Gene Ontology annotation, molecular function: protein binding.
CUCGGCAGCCCCGAUAGACUGCUCCAACUUGGUGUCUUUCCCCAAAUAUGGAGCCUGUGUGGAGUCACUGGGGGAGCCGGGGGUGGGGAGGGGAGCCGGCUUCCUCCAGCAGGGAGGGGGCCGAGGAGCAAGCCAGCGGGGGAGGCUGACAUCACCACAGCGGCAGCCCUUUAAACCCCUCACCCAGCCAGCGCCCCAUCCUGUCUGUCCAAGCCCAGACACAAGUCUUCACUCCUUCCUGCGAGCCCUGAGGAAGCCCUCUCUCCCCAAACAUGGCCAACAAGGGUCCUUCCUAUGGCAUGAGCCGCGAAGUGCAGUCCAAAAUCGAGAAGAAGUAUGAUGAGGAGCUGGAGGAGCGGCUGGUGGAGUGGAUCAUAGUGCAGUGCGGCCCUGAUGUGGGCCGCCCAGACCGUGGGCGCUUGGGCUUCCAGGUCUGGCUGAAGAAUGGCGUGAUUCUGAGCAAGCUGGUGAACAGCCUGUACCCUGAUGGCUCCAAGCCGGUGAAGGUGCCUGAGAACCCGCCAUCCAUGGUCUUCAAGCAGAUGGAGCAGGUGGCUCAGUUCCUGAAGGCGGCUGAGGACUAUGGGGUCAUCAAGACUGACAUGUUCCAGACUGUUGAUCUCUUUGAAGGCAAAGACAUGGCAGCAGUGCAGAGAACCCUGAUGGCUUUGGGCAGCUUGGCAGUCACCAAGAAUGACGGGCACUACCGUGGAGAUCCCAACUGGUUUAUGAAGAAAGCGCAGGAGCAUAAGAGGGAAUUCACAGAGAGCCAGCUGCAGGAGGGAAAGCAUGUCAUUGGCCUUCAGAUGGGCACCAACAGAGGGGCCUCCCAGGCCGGCAUGACAGGCUACGGACGACCUCGGCAGAUCAUCAGUUAGAGGGGAGAGGGCCAGCCCUGAGCCCUGCCCUCCUCAUCUCCCUGGCUACAGCCAUCCCGCUUAGCCUGCCUCACCCACACCUGUGUGGUACCUUCAGCCCUGGCGAAGCUUUGAGGCUCUGACACUGAGCAACGGUAACUGCACAUGGGCAGCUCCUCCCUGUGUCCCCAGCCUCAGCCCAACUUCUUACCCGAAAGCAUCACUGCCUUGGCCCCUCCCUCCUGGCUGCCCCCACCACCUCUACUGUCUCCUCCCUGGGCUAAGCAGGGGAGAAGCGGGCUGGGGGUAGCCUGGAUGUGGGCUAAGUCCACUGUCCUCCUUGGCGGCAAAAGCCCAUUGAAGAAGAACCAGCCCAGCCUGCCCCCUAUCUUUUCCUGGAAUAUUUUUGGGGUUGGAACUCAAAAAAAAAAAAAAAAAAAAAAAUACAUCAAUCUUUUCUCAG